CUCGCUCACUUGGCGAAUUCGAGAUGUGACAGUCUUGUGAAUUUUCCGCAAACCAAUUCAGCACUCGAAUGUGUGAUUGAUAAACCAAGUCCUGGUGACUUCGGCUCACCUUGAGUCUGUCCGGCACCAUGGCGACCAGCCGGGAGGAGCGCAUGUACGGGCGGCUGCGUGGAGCACAGCGCCAUCAAGUCGAGGACAUCUCCUUCGGCAUUUUCCCUCUCGAUGAGGCGGAGGAGCCGGCCCAGGAGCCGGGCCUGGGGCCCGAACCGGCUCCGCUUCCGGCGGGGUCCCCGACCUUGGGUACCAAUCGGGAGCUUCCCCCUUCUUCACCUGAGGUGGAAGAAGCUCCUGCGGCGGAGCAUGCCGUCCCAUCCGGCACGCCGACGCCGCCGGCGUCGCGAAACGUCACCGUGGCCUCGUCCUCUCGGAAGCGGGGCAAUCUCUACGACAUGCCGGACAACACGGAGGACGAGGUGAGCCAGCACAGCGCCCGCAGGCUGUCGGCCCGGCGGAUCACGCACCAGCCCCCGUCUGACGGCUAUGACGAGGUGACGGAGAGCCCCGUCGGGGCGCCCGGGAGCGGCCACCGGCGGCGCGUGCGCAUCAGCGCCGCCGCCAGCCAGACGGCCUCGGUCUCGCUCCAGGAGGUGCUGCUGGCCGAGGCAGAGCCGGAGCACGUCGUCGCUUCGUCGUCGCCCCUGGAGCGCAAGACGAGGAGGGCGCGGUCCUCGCUCGGCACUGCUUCGACGCGGCUCAGCGCGGGCUCGGACACCGCCGCUACGAGCGCCACUGCCGCAGCUGCUGCCCCUUCUGUUUCGGGCGCCAGACUGAGCGCGCGGCUCUCUCAGGCCUCCUCGGCCGUCCGUAGCGGCGAGGUGGAGGAAUCCCCGGAAGUGGCCAGCGGCCCGGGCCAGGCAAUUCCCUCGAAUGAUACCAUCGUCGAUAAUGUCGACGAGCUAUCCCCCGGAAACCCCGCCGGUGCUAGCAGCGUUGUAGAGUCCUCGCCAGCCGCUCGCGCUCUUGAGAAAAGGCGGGCUUCUGCGGGCCUGGCAGCCACGAGGACUAUGGCGAGGAGGGGCAGACAGAACGCAAGGCCACCGAGCGUUGACAUGGAUAUCGAUGAGCUGUCUCCAAAGCAACCAAGCGCGUCCGACAAGCCGGCUGAGCGAGGUUCUUUGAGUGCCAGGGCAUCUCUUGCACUGGCUGAGAUCCCGGAGGAAGCCGACGAAGUGGAAGAAGCCCAGACCCCAAGCAGGGUCGAGGCCUCGGAUGAUAUAUCAGAACAGAACGAGGAGUCACCAGGCGAGGCUGAGGAGGUCGACGAUCAGGAAGCAGCUCGGAAGCUUGGUAGGAAGCGACUGCGGAGAAGCUUCCCUGCACCAUCCCCUGAGCUGGGCUCGGCCGCCGAGGAGACGGUCCCACGGCCUCCCAAGCGCCGACGGGGUGCCCCAGUCUCGAGCCCAUCGAGGCAAAAUCAACCACCAAGACCACAGCGCGCGGCGGCAGAGAAGCAGGCGUCGAAGUUGAAGCAGCCACCCAAACAGAAAGAGCUGCCAAAGCAGAAAGAACAGCCGAAGCAGAAGGAGCCGCCGCCGAAGCAAAAGGGGCCGCCGAGACAGAGGGCCAAAAAAAAGACGGCACCCCCUCCUCUGGACAGCGGCCCGGAGGUCGAGGUGUCGGGCGAGCCCAUCUCGGUGCCCGUCCAGCGCUUCACCAGGUUCAGGGGCGCCGGCGGGGACGAGUCGGACGAGGACGAGCUCGUGUCCGGCAUCCCGUUCGCGAGCCGCGACGGCGUCACCUCGGUCGACAUCCUGAGGCAGCUUUGCGAAGAGGUCACGGUGGGCGUGCUGCGCACGCUCAGGGAGAAGGCAGGCGAGGCAGAGGAUGCGGCGACCAGGCGGGAGCUCAAGACCAAGAUCAGGGCGCUGGAGGCCUUCAGGGAGGAGCUGAGGACGAAGCUGAUUGAGCAUACGAUCGCUUUGGAUAGCCUCCACAUGCUCAAGAAGCGGCUGCGUGCAAGCCAAAAAGAGAAACGCAGCCUCCGCGAUGAGAUCCUCCGGCUGCGGGCUGAACGGGAUCAGGUCGCGCUGCGCAUGGACGCGCUCAGGUUGAGGCACGGGAGUGAAGCGCAAAAGGUUUUGAGGAAUAUACAGAUAUCGUCGGCGAUGCACGACAUCGAGCUGGCGGUGGACGAGGGUCGCUCGGCCCCGGAACUGUCGGCUGCCGACAAGAAAAGGGCAGAGCUGGAGAACCUCGAGCUCCUCAUGCACAGGGUUGGCGGCCAGCUGUGCGCCGGCGGCCCAGGGACCGGCGUGCUCGACCAGGUCAAGAGCUUCAACGCCUACUUGGAGAGGGCCGCCGCGGCCCUCCAGGCGAGGUAGAUUGGAUUGUCUGCCAUUUUGUCAGGGACACUUAGUGGGUUUGUCGCCAGAUUUGCACUAGAUAUGGUUGCGUUGCGUUUGUUCAUUCGGCGGCGGUUUGUCACAGCAUUUGGGAUGGUUGGCUUGAAUCGAGAAGGACUCGAUGGGAGGCGGUAUCGGGCGCACUCCACUGUUGCCCUAACCACCUGCCUGAUAUCACCAGGGUGGGUGGGAAGUUGGUCAUAAUAGGUUUAUAUGGUACACGGUGGUCAUCAGAUCGAACGGGUGUGUAGGGAUAAUCGCGCCCCCAUGGUCGUCUCCACGCUGCAACCCCUGGCGCGGGACAAACAGUGCGGCAUUGGCAAACGCAAAAGGAAUAAAAAAGGACAUCAUGAGGAGGAGCCGCCACCACCAGGGCCCUUGAACGCGCCCGAGACCUUGUCGAGUAUCGUCUCCUUGCCCUGCAGUUUCCGCAGCUCCCUCUCCC
Gaeumannomyces tritici R3-111a-1 is the source of this 2847-nucleotide messenger RNA. RefSeq lists its product as hypothetical. The record is from RefSeq and is a predicted model, not a curated record. Lineage: Eukaryota; Fungi; Ascomycota; Sordariomycetes; Magnaporthales; Magnaporthaceae. The transcript has 5 exons. Bases 129 to 2381 code for a protein of 750 amino acids.